Pelobates cultripes (western spadefoot toad) is the source of this 453-nucleotide messenger RNA. Lineage: Eukaryota; Metazoa; Chordata; Amphibia; Anura; Pelobatidae. The record is from the annotation of a GenBank genome assembly.
AUGGCGGAAGCCAUGUGCACACUAGCUCCCAGCAAUGAAGGUGUCGAUACCCUCACCAAGCUGGAUCAAAUAUUCACAAGGUUCUGGAGCAGACUGCAUGGGUGGACAACCUCAUCCAAACACCAAGAUCUGACAGGCGGCUCGCCCAGCCGGGUGCCAUCUGGUGACAUUAGGAAAAGAGUGGCUGCAACUCCCAGUACAAGAGAGCCACGGCAGAAGCUACCACACUCCUUACCUGAGAGGAGGGAACCCAGAUACCUGUUGGGCUUUGGUCCUGGGAGACUACACCUUGCACUUUAUGUGCCAAAAAUCAAGCUGAUGAAUUCCUUAUGGGCACCAUGUGGUCUAACCCUCCUCCUUCAAGCUACACCACCCCGGCAACUUUUUCGGUGGAGUAAAGUGCAAUGCUUGUUCCAGUGGGAUACCGAUCUGCCCACUGAGGGCAUAGUCUGA